AUGAUAAUCAGGGCAACGGAAACAACUGGUACGACGACGGCAACAGCUAUUGUGCCACUGGCCGAAAGCCCGGAGCCUCCGGCUGCUGCAGCCGUACUGGUAGCCGAUGCUGUAGCCGACGACCCGCUCGUGGCUGACGCGCUGCCUGCUGAAUCUCCUGUGGAGAGAGUUGGGAGAGAGGUUGCGGUUGACGUGAUUGUCAGAGUGCGUGGACCUGUGGUCCCAUCGGUAGGUGACUCCGUGAUUACCGAGGUAACGACAGGGGAGGUGGUGGGAGCCUCAGUGGUGCUGGUAGAAGACUCUUCAGUGGAGGAUGUAGUAGGGGGGUCGCUAGAGGUUGUCGGCUGCGGUUGGGUGGUAGUAGAGCUCGAUGAGCUUGAGCUUGAGGAUGUGGACGAGCUUGACGACGUUGAUGACGUUGACGACGUUGGGGGGUUUGAAGAGGUUGUUGGCUCAGGUUCGGGCUGGGAGGUCGUAGAAGUUUCAGCCGGCGGUACCGACGUUGUGUCGGCUUGUGUCGGCGUGGCGGCAUCAUUGUUGUUUGUCGUCGGCGCCGGGACUGCAACUAGAAAACAUUUAGCCUCCGGGGCAAAGGGGAAUCGUGCAUGA
This is a messenger RNA of Aspergillus melleus, 609 nucleotides long. RefSeq lists its product as uncharacterized. The transcript has a single exon. The coding region runs from base 1 to 609 and encodes 202 amino acids. The record is from RefSeq and is a predicted model, not a curated record. NCBI's taxonomy places the organism in Eukaryota, Fungi, Ascomycota, Eurotiomycetes, Eurotiales, Aspergillaceae.